Molecule: messenger RNA, 793 nt
Organism: Dipodomys ordii (Ord's kangaroo rat)
Lineage: Eukaryota; Metazoa; Chordata; Mammalia; Rodentia; Heteromyidae
Product: GRB2-related adapter protein
Exons: 5
Coding region: 83-736 (217 amino acids)
Molecular function (GO): protein binding
Source: RefSeq, a predicted model, not a curated record
CACUCAAAACAAAGGAGGAGCCCCCGCCGCAGAGGAAGCAGGAAGCCGUCCCACUCCGGCUGGCCGGGCGCACGCCGCGGGGAUGGAGUCCGUGGCCCUGUACAGCUUCCAGGCCACGGAGAGCGAUGAGCUGGCCUUCAGCAAGGGAGACACGCUCAAGAUCUUAAACAUGGAGGAUGACCAGAACUGGUACAAGGCCGAGCUCCGGGGGGCAGAGGGCUUCGUUCCCAAGAACUACAUCCGUGUCAAGCCCCACCCGUGGUACUCGGGCCGGAUCUCCCGGCAGCUGGCUGAAGAGAUCCUGACGCAGAGGGGCCAGCUGGGCGCCUUCCUGAUCCGGGAGAGCGAGAGCUCCCCGGGGGAGUUCUCCGUGUCUGUGAACUAUGGGGACCAGGUGCAGCACUUUAAGGUGCUGCGUGAAGCCUCGGGAAAGUACUUCCUGUGGGAAGAGAAGUUCAACUCCCUGAACGAGCUGGUCGACUUCUACCGCACCACCACCAUCGCCAAGAGGCGGCAGAUCUUCCUGCGGGACCAGGAGCCCAUGCUCAAGCCGCCGCGGACCUGCUUCGCCCAGGCCCAGUUUGACUUCUCGGCCCAGGACCCUUCCCAGCUCAGCUUCCGCCGCGGCGACAUCCUCGAGGUCCUGGAGCGGCCGGACCCCCACUGGUGGCGGGGCCGCGCGGGCGGGCACGAGGGCUUCUUCCCGCGCAGCUACGUGCAGCCGGUGCAUCUGUGACAUCCCGCCCCAGCCUCGCGGGCCCCGCACGGCCUCGGACUGAACGGGGGUCCCUCC